Molecule: messenger RNA, 1931 nt
Organism: Magnolia sinica
Lineage: Eukaryota; Viridiplantae; Streptophyta; Magnoliopsida; Magnoliales; Magnoliaceae
Product: dehydration-responsive element-binding protein 2A-like
Exons: 2
Coding region: 176-1396 (406 amino acids)
Biological process (GO): response to stress; positive regulation of DNA-templated transcription
Cellular component (GO): nucleus
Molecular function (GO): DNA-binding transcription factor activity; transcription cis-regulatory region binding
Source: RefSeq, a predicted model, not a curated record
UACCGAUUUCAUGUUCGGGUUAGCUGACCCAAGCUAGCUUUGAGUUGAGUUCGGGUCAGUGGUAAUCAGGAAGUGGGGAUGAGCCACAGUUUUCCGAGCUCGGCCUGAAAGUGAGCCUGGGCUGACCCACACCCAAUACGGGUCGAACCCCACCGAUUUAUGAUAUAUAUGAGAUAUGCUUAUAAGGAAGAGGAAAUCGCGGAGCAGUAGACGCAAUGGAUGCAAUUCUGUAGAGGAAACGCUCGCAAAGUGGAAAAAGCUUAACAGCCAGCUCGACUCGGAUGAUGGCAAGAAUGUCCGGCGGGUGCCUCCUAAGGGCUCCAAGAAGGGCUGCAUGAGAGGGAAGGGAGGCCCUGAGAACUACCACUGCAACUACAGGGGUGUUCGACAACGGACAUGGGGCAAGUGGGUUGCUGAGAUUCGGGAACCAAGCCGAGGCAGCCGGCUCUGGCUUGGCACAUUUGCAACUGCCAGACAGGCCGCCCGUGCAUACGAUGAGGCUGCCAGCGCAAUGUACAGCUCUUGUGCCCGACUCAACCUACCACAAUAUUGCAAUUUGAAGGAAUUGCCAACAUCGUUUCCGGAGUCUACCACAACAUCUCAUCAUUCUGAGGGUAGUAAGGAACCAGAAGCACCAAAAACCACAACAUCUCAUCAUUCUGAGGAUAGCAAGGAACCAGAAGCACCGAAAACCACAACUUCUCAUCAUUCUGAGGGUAGCAAGGAACCAGAUGCUGGUGUUCCAGGGAAUGAAUGUGUGGCCAAUUUGGAGAGUGACAGAAAAUCCGGGGCCAUGUCGGAAAGUGACAGAAGAUCAAUGGCUGCCAAAGCCCCAUUGGCUUUGGUCAAGUCAAAGGUGGCCCAGGAUGAGCCUUUGGAUGAAGUGCAGCUGCAAGGUUUUGGAGAGGAAUUGUUCAAUGCGGACGAGCUCAUGCGCUUUCUAGAUAGUGAUCCAGGCGGUAUGAAGGACAACAGCUGUGUACCAUGGUGGGACCCCAACAGUAAUGCUGGCCCAGGUUGCUUGGGGCUCGCAGAUGAGCAGCAGCUGCAAGGUGGGCAUCCAUCUGAUAAGAUGAAAUUCCAGUUGCCGUACCGGAAUGCGAAUUUAUUGGGGAGCUUGCCUCACAUGGAGCAGACUCCCAUGGUCCUUGAUCACAUAUACCUCGAUUUCUGCAGACCAGUGAAGAGUCGAGGGGAUGUUGCAGAUUACUGCAGGUCAGCGAAGAGUCGAGGGGAUGCUGCAGAUUACGGGCUCCUGUCAGAUCAGGAAAUGCUUCACUUCGGACCCUUCGAACUGGACUUUGGAGUACUCAACAGUGAGGAAGGAUUGAAACAUGGUUGCAAGUUUUCAGUUGGAUGUGCUUCUUUACUUGAGGAGCAUCAGCAGAUGUUCUGAAUUUUGAGUGGGAUAUGCUUCUUUAUCGUGAGGAGCAUCAAUAGAGGUUGUGAAUUUUUAGUGGGGAUGUGCUUCUUCUCCUUGAGGAGCAUCAAUAGAGGUUGUGAAUUUUCAGUGGGAUAUGCUACUUCAUCUGGAGGAGAAUCAACAGAGGUGUGAGGACUGAUCGAACCUGUGGUCAUAGGCAUUUUGGAUCUCAUGGGUUUUGAGCUAACAAGAGUUUUGAGCUGAUUCCCUAUAGUUUUUUUUUUAAGAUGGAGAAAUUGGCUUUUGGAAGAUGUAUUUGUUUCCUUCUCCCCCACCACAAUGGGAAGAGACUGACCAUAAACAUAUCUUUCUUUGCUUCUGUUCUCCCUGUUUUUUAAGGUGGCUGUGUAAGGAAGCGUUUGGACUGGAUUUUUUGAUGUGAAUAUCUGAAUGGAAAUAAUGAUAGGCUACAUAAAUGUAGAUAUUAGAUAUGAUGGAGGGAUGGAUUGUAUAUUUUCAUGCAAGAUAUGUGUUGUAGAUUUUCAUACAAAUAGAAAAUUCUAUUAUG